Setaria italica (foxtail millet) is the source of this 1146-nucleotide messenger RNA. Its product is annotated as gibberellin 20 oxidase 2. The record is from RefSeq and is a predicted model, not a curated record. The transcript has 2 exons. Bases 86 to 1033 code for a protein of 315 amino acids. Lineage: Eukaryota; Viridiplantae; Streptophyta; Magnoliopsida; Poales; Poaceae. Gene Ontology annotation, molecular function: dioxygenase activity.
GAAGCCAGUGAACAGUUGGCACAUGUACGCGUAACGCGUGUUGUGGCGUCUCAACUCUCAAUCGUUCAACCAGAGGCGACGGACCAUGUCGGCCAGCGGCUCGCUCCCCGUGGUGGAUCUGGCGCCUUUUUUCACCGAAGCCGACGGCGGCGGCGUCGCCCGCGCCACCGAGGCCGUGCGCGAGGCUUGCCAGACGCACGGCUUCUUCCGCGCCGUCAACCACGGCGUGUCGGCGGAGCUCAUGGCGCGCGCGCUCGAGCUGUCGGCCGCGUUCUUCGCGCUGCCGGACGAGGAGAAGGCCAAGGCCCGGCCGGCCGAGGGGUCCGAGGCUCCCCUCCCGGCCGGUUACGCGCGGCAGCCGGCGCACUCGGCCGACAAGAACGAGUACGUGCUGUUGUUUGAUCCCAAGCUUGGGUUCAACGAGUACCCCGCCGAGCCAGCCGGAUUCAGUGAGGCGCUGGAGGAGUGUUACGCCAAGCUCACCGAGCUGGGGCUGCUCAUCCAGGACAUCCUGAACGAGUGCAUGGGCCUGCCGCCGGGGUUCCUCAGGGACUACAACGGCGACCGCAGCUUCGACUUCAUGGCGGCGCUGCGCUACUUCCCGGCGACAGAGGAGGAGAGCAACGGCAUCAGCGCGCACGAGGACGGCAACUGCAUCACCUUCGUCAUCCAGGACGGCGUCGGGGGCCUCGAGGUCCUCAAGGACGGCGACUGGGUCCCGGCGGAGCCCGUCCACGGCAGCAUCAUCGUCAACAUAGCCGACGUCAUACAGGUCCUGAGCAACAACAAGUUGAAGAGCGCGACGCACCGGGUGGUGAGGAAGCCGGUGCACAGGCACUCGUUCGCGUUCUUCUUCAACAUCCACGGCGACAAGUGGAUCGAGCCGCUGCCGGAGUUCACGGCCAAGAUCGGCGAGGCGCCGCGAUACAGGGGGUUCGUGUACAGCGAGUACCAGCAGCUGCGGAUGAGGAACAAGACGCAUCCGCCGGCCAGGCCCGAGGAUGUCGUCCACAUCACCCACUAUGCCAUCUAGCCUGAGGAAAUGGGUUUCGAACGCAGAAAUAAUGUACGACAGCAACAUGGCUAUGGUCAUCUUGCCGCGCAUAUAUAAGAAAGUACUUUCCUUGAGAAAUUGUUCUCCGGCUA